Molecule: messenger RNA, 2162 nt
Organism: Erpetoichthys calabaricus (reedfish)
Lineage: Eukaryota; Metazoa; Chordata; Cladistia; Polypteriformes; Polypteridae
Product: multidrug and toxin extrusion protein 1-like
Exons: 17
Coding region: 94-1821 (575 amino acids)
Biological process (GO): xenobiotic detoxification by transmembrane export across the plasma membrane
Cellular component (GO): membrane
Molecular function (GO): xenobiotic transmembrane transporter activity; antiporter activity
Source: RefSeq, a predicted model, not a curated record
CACUUGUUGCUUUGAUGAUAACUAUAGCCGUACUACAUUGGCCGGUCUCAGUGUUACACAAAGACCAAACAUACUGAAUUAACAGAAGCUGAAAUGGAUCACUUGAACGACAGUCCCGAACCUACAUCUUCACGUCAACACUGUUUGCGGGUUUUGAGCACUUUCAUCCCCAGAAAUGCCAAGGAAGAGUUUUACCAACUGACGCAGUUGGCUGUGCCAAUGUUUGCUUCUCAGUUGAUGGUCUUUCUCAUAAGUUUCAUCAGCACAGUGUUUUGUGGACAUCUUGGAAAAACAGAACUAGAUGCAGUGGCACUCUCCACUACAGUAAUAAAUGUGAUGGGUAUUUCAAUAGGAAGUGGCUUAGCUUCAGUGUGUGACACAUUGAUUUCUCAAACAUAUGGCAGUGGAAAUCUUAAAAGAGUUGGGAUCAUCCUGCAGCAAGGGAUUCUCAUUUUACUGCUCUCCUGCUUCCCCUGCUGGGCCUUUCUAAUAAACACUGAGUCUCUUCUGCGCCUUGCUCAACAAAACCCAGAAGUGAUUAGGCUUACCCAGAUGUAUGUGAAGAUUUUCAUGCCAUCUCUUCCAGCAGUUUUCCUUUACCAGUUGCAAGGAAAGUAUCUACAGAAUCAGGGCAUUAUUUGGCCUCAAGUUAUUACUGGUGCAGCAGCAAAUAUUGUUAAUGCUUUAAUAAACUACAUCUUUCUCUUUGUGCUGAAUUUGGGCGUUGCGGGUUCUGCUUGGGCCAACACCAUUUCACUAUUCUCUCUUACUGUUUUUCUCUACUCUUACAUCAGAUGGAAGAAAUUACACGUAGAGACUUGGUCAGGUUGGUCUCAGGAAUGCCUACAGGAAUGGGGGAGCUUCAUGCGUUUAGCCAUUCCCAGUAUGCUGAUGCUGUGUAUCGAGUGGUGGACAUUUGAGAUUGGCAGCUUUCUUUCAGGUUUGAUUAGCAAAGUUGCACUUGGGAGUCAGUCCAUACUCUACGAAUUGUCCAUUAUCGCCUACAUGUUCCCACUUGGCUAUGGGGUUGCAGUGAAUGUGCGAGUUGGCAAUGCUCUGGGGGCAGGAAACACUGAGCAGGCUAAGAAAACAUGCAAGGUUGCUGUGAUGUGCACAGGAGUCCUAGCAAUUCUGGUGAUGUCAGUGGUUCUAGCUCUGAAGAACAAGAUUGCUUACAUCUUCACGACUGACCCAGAAAUCAUUGAUCUGGUCUCAUCAAUCGUUGUUAUUUUUGGCCCUUGUCAUUUGUGUGAUGCCUUUCAGUGUGUUUUUAGUGGAAUAGUGAAAGGAGCUGGCAAGCAGAAAAUCGGAGCCAUUUGUAACUUAACUGGAUAUUACAUCAUUGGUCUUCCCAUUGGGGUCUCCCUAAUGUUUGCUGCACAUAUGGGUGUUCUGGGUUUUUGGAUAGGACUUUUAGUCUGUGUCUUCAUGCAGAGCAUCUUCUUUUUAAUCCUUGUUUUGAAAUUCGACUGGAAGCUUUUGACAGAGGAGGCUCAAAUGCGUGCCGGGCUGAAGAAAUCACCAUCAAACGAGAACAACAAUGUUCAGGCCAAUAACGUUCAUCCCACAAAUAAUUCUGCCGAGGUCAACCAUCAUCCCUGGCCUCAUGUGGUGCUGGAUGAUUUUAUUGCAGAGCAGAGCCAUACAGACACAGAGGAGCUGGUGGAAGAUGAUGAAAAUUCUGGUAGUGGUGUGGAAAACGUUACCGAAAAUCCUCUUACCGUCCGUCAGCUGGUCCUGUAUCGGGGGCUCACCCUGGCUGCAUGCUUCUUCGUUCUGGCUGUUGGUAUCCUCAUUAACCUUCUUUUAAGUCGCAUCUGAAAAAGCAACAGAUUUCCCUGGGUACUUUCUUUCUGCCCAACCUCACAGUAUAAAGGAUGGUAAUGUACCGGCUGAGCUGAUUCACAUGGCUGGGCACAUGAACAUUGGCAUGGUGGCCUGCUUGCCACUUUUUAACCACUAUGGUAGAGACGGUGGAGGGUCAGCUAUGGAGGCAACUUUCAGAAAGAGAGAACCCACUUUUUAGGAGAAACCCUUCUGAUUGGGGAAAACCAAGAAGAAGAAAUGUCGAACUAUUCAGAAUUGCACAUGUUGUAUUUUUUUUUUUUAAUGAAAUGCAUUUUUUGUAUGUUUCUGAAAAUGUUACAAACUUGAGAAGUAAA